CGGUCAAACGCUAUAGCAGCGCGCGAAGAUUUCUAUGCAGCCAGCAAUCCCAUUCACCACGAUUUGUAAUCUAAGUUGCACUCACUGACUCUUGACUCAAACUCUUGACACGGCUCGCGACUUGAUCAUACAUUUUGAUCGAGUCUGGUCCUCGAUCCUCCCACCAAGACGACACGUUGCUAUCGGAGAUCUGUAUACCUCCUUGAAUAGUCGCGCUAUUCAAGACCGACUCAGACUGCUCACAUCAGCAACAUCCUCGACCAGCAAGGCUCCAGGUGAAGCAACCUCGCUCCUUGCGCGAGGUCAACAUGAGUCUGCGUCAAUCGUUCGUCGCAGCUGUAUCUCUGCGCACCACCGCACCGGCACGGAGGGCUUUCAUCAGAACAGCUUCGGCGUUGCCUGCAGCAAGCCCUUCAGCCACUCCCUCAUCUACAUCUCAGGCUCCCUCCUCGCGGGCACUGGCAUCACAGGCUCAGCCAUUGCCGCUUGGUAGUGUCUCCGAGAGCGUCUUCGCUCCACUGGAUGACUUUUCUCCUCGGCACAUUGGUCCUCGCGAUGAAGACAUCCAGAAGAUGCUCGCCGAGUUGGGCUACAAGUCAUUGGACGAUUUCAUUGCGGACGCUGUGCCAAAAGAAAUCAGGCUCGACGCCGACGGAUCAAAGACGACGGAGAGCUCGAGCUCAGCAAGCGCUACUCCUAUUAUCGCUCUGAGUGAGAGCGAGCUGGCAAGAAGAGGUCUGGAGAUUGCCGAGAAGAAUGCCAACUUCAAGAGCCUCAUCGGUCUGGGAUACCACAACACCAAUGUCCCUCCCGUAAUCCUGCGCAAUGUGCUCGAGAAUCCCGCCUGGUACACGAGCUACACGCCGUAUCAACCGGAGAUCGCUCAAGGUCGACUGGAAUCCCUCCUCAAUUAUCAAACAAUGAUCAAGUCUUUGACUGGCCUCGACAUCUCCAAUGCGUCCUUGCUGGACGAGGGAACGGCUGCUGCCGAAGCAAUGACGCUGUCGUACGGUCACGGCAAGUCCAAGAGGAAGACUUUCCUGGUGGAUGAGCGCGUGCUUCCGCAGACAAUUUCCGUCCUUCGCCAGCGCGCAAGAGGCUUCGAGAUCAACGUGGAGGUGGUGAAUCUGUCACAGGGCUUGCCAGAGUCCCACAAGACAUCCAAGGAUGUCAUGGGCGUCUUGGUACAGUAUCCUGACAUCGACGGGCGUCUGAAGGACUGGUCAUCCUUGGCAGAAGAGACGCACAAGGCGGGUGGUUUAGUGGUCUGUGCUGCUGAUCUGCUGGCUCUGACGAUGGUCAAGCCGCCUGGAGAAUGGGGCGCAGAUAUUGCUGUCGGCUCUUCGGCACGAUUCGGAGUGCCCCCGGGCUUUGGCGGCCCACACGCUGCUUUCUUUGCAGUCCGAGACAAGCUCACGCGCAAGAUGCCCGGAAGACUGAUCGGAGUCAGCAAAGAUGCUCGAGGAAGCAAGGCAUAUCGCCUCGCCCUCCAGACCAGGGAGCAGCACAUUCGACGUGCGCAGUAGGCCCUCUCUCGCGCUUCAUCAACACCUCCGUCCGGAAACCUAAUUGCUGCCCAGUCUGUCCUCAACGGGCAAGUGGGUUGGCAAUCCCUCCUCUCAGCAGCCAUUCUCGCCCGCGUUGUGCCGAGCCACGACCGUCGGCCCCACAUGCCUGCCUCAUCGCUACAAUACUCUGACUGCUACUUCUCAUGCACUCAACUGUCACGCUGGUCACGUUCCCAUCAAUGUAUGCUGUUGUCAUU
This is a messenger RNA of Ceraceosorus guamensis, 1765 nucleotides long. RefSeq names its product glycine cleavage system P-protein. Bases 309 to 1526 code for a protein of 405 amino acids. The record is from RefSeq and is a predicted model, not a curated record. Gene Ontology annotation, biological process: glycine decarboxylation via glycine cleavage system. NCBI's taxonomy places the organism in Eukaryota, Fungi, Basidiomycota, Exobasidiomycetes, Ceraceosorales, Ceraceosoraceae. Gene Ontology annotation, cellular component: mitochondrion; glycine cleavage complex. The transcript has 3 exons. Gene Ontology annotation, molecular function: glycine binding; pyridoxal phosphate binding; glycine dehydrogenase (decarboxylating) activity.